UAAGCACGGUACGCAUGCGCGGAUAACUUUUUAAUUGAUACUUUUUUAAUUUCAACGUGCGGCCAGUUUCGAAUUUUCGAAUAUCGAAUGUUGCGUGUGUGUUUAUAUAAGGAUUGUUAUUGUGGAAAGUGCGAGUUUUUGACCAAAAAUGCUUAAAUGGGCGGUGUACAAAAAGAAUCAAGAAGUGAAAAGCGACGCUGAAUCAGAAGAAAAAGAUUACGAUGGACCUUACAACACAACAGCCAGACGUUCUCUCGACGCCCAAGCCAUCAAGAAAAGCAAAAAGCCCAGCCGUUACCAGAGGCGAUCACUGGGACCUUCCGCAGUUAGGAAAAACAUCAAAACUGUCGACAAAGAAAACCUAAACUACAUAGGAAACACUCCCAACUAUUUUAAAGAAGGCUUCGUCAAGAAAACAGAAAUACUUGCUCUCAAAGACGUCAGCAACAUAACCCCGACCAAUGGAACACCUGUCAAAAAUUUCGAAAGAAGACGUUACUAUGUGAACGGCUCUAAAGAUGACAUCCCACCUAAUUUACCUCCGACUCCUCCUACGUAUAGUAGGAGAGUAAGAGAAGCGAAAAAGAGGAAACUAGAGAUGUCCCAAGAAAACUUCAGAAGAGAUAGUAGCGUGUACAAAUCAGAAAGAAGGAUCAGACCUAUUGACAAAAGCAUAUUAAGUUCAGGUUUGUCCCAGAGCUCCUCGGAGCCUUCUCUUAACGAACUUUCUGAUAGACUUAGUUUGACAAGCAGUAGGUUUUCCUUUGCGGCCAAUAAGCUACCGAAGAAUAAUGGACCUAUCAGCACAACAAAAUCUGCGAGUGAAGGUAUAGUUGAAAUAGUAUAUGAUGAAGAUUUAGUUCUCAACUGUGUAGAAAAACCUAUCGAAAAUAAGGUUAUAGAAAAAACAACGCUGCCUAUUUUCGGUCAUCACAUAUUCACAGAUAAUCCUCUAUAUUUCAACAAAAACGAUAACGGCUUUAGUAAUAUUAUACCUUUGAAACGCACGAGAAAGAAAUCAAAUGAAUUCGAAAGCUCCUUCAAAUCGCCAUGUGUGGAUAAAAGAGACACGCAUACACUCGUAAGGGAUGCAUGCUCACCUGUGUCGGUUACUCCUUUGUCAAUGAAGUUAGCCGCUUUAAAGUUUAGCGCUUUAAGUACCCAUAGCAAGUCAAAAAGGCUUCCUUUUACAAAUGACGAUACGGAGUAUUUUCCUAAAGUGGAAAAUCCAUUCCCUAUUGCGCUAAAAGACGAAGAGAGCGCAACUGAAAUGGAAUACAAAUUUUUAUUAGGCAAAGAUUCUAUAACAAAUAACACAGAGUCAACUGUAUCUACAACACAAAUGGGAGACGUGACUCUAGAAAGAAUGAUUGAAGAUAUUAUAAAGAGUACUAAAAUUAUUAAAUCUAAGAGAAGAGUAUUGAAUAAAGAUAUACAAGUAUCUAUAGAAGAAGAGAUUCCGCCAUUAGAGUGUGUUAAAGACCUAUUUGUGAAUCCUCAAGCUGAGAACAAGGCAAAUUUAAUAAAAGAGGCGCGAUACGUGAAUCUGUCACGGGAAAACUCAGUGUCACCAAAAAGUACACCCACUAAGAAAAUAAUGCCCGUACAUAGGGUAAACGAGAAACUACUCAAAAACCUUCCUAUUGGGUGCUUCAUUCUUGAUGACGGUGAUGGUUAUAAUGAAAGAGAAGUAUGUACACCAGAUAAUGCUAUAGAAUCUAAGUCAAGAAUACGGACAAGUGAGAAUUUUAGCAGAACGCUAUGCAGGUCACAGUCCAUGAACGCAGCAUCACUAGAUACUGCAAAAUUACAUCGAACAAAUUCUGAAUCAACGCCAGAUAUAUCCAGAGAAAGUUCGAAGCUGAGAUUAAAAAGGCAAAGGUGCAUCCGUAGAAAAAAAUCAACAGUCAGCAACGACAGCCAAUGGAAACUAAAGGAUUCUAGAUCAGUGUUAACGCAUUUAGAUAUACCUAGUCCAGCGUUAGAUCUUCACAGCGUAUCUACUGAAUCCUUUAGAUUAGACUUUGAACCGAAUAAAUCAAUAAGGUCCAACGUAUCGCACAGUAGUCUAAAAUCUACAGUUGAGCCUAGAAGAUCACAAGAGAUGUUCGGACUUACACUUGAAAACGGGAUCCCAAGUCCAAUCACUCCAGUACAUAAUUUAAAGCGGCCAAGUAAUGUUUUAAGCGAAGAAAGAGCCCAUAAAACUAGUAAACUAGAAGAGCCUCUUGACGCGUUCACUCCAGUCAUAGAACACAAGUCUUCUAGGAGAUGUUUAACGUAUUCUCCUGAAGAGGGCAGUAUAAACAGCAGUGAAGAGAAGAGAAGAAGUGUGGCCAGCAAUCCUAUGGACAGUAGUAGUCAGAGACUGAACGCGCCUAAAGGGACGAUUGAUUUGGAAAUCAUUACAAAAGAUGACGUUAUUGACGUCCACGUUAUUCGUUGUCGAGACCUCCGCAGAGCGUGCGGGAGCACGGAAAACAUAAAUGCAUACGCAAAGGUGGUCAUCGGGGGAGCCUCAGAGAGCCAAUCCGUCCCAUCGCAGAGGUCAAUUUUCCAACGAACGUCUGUGCUCUAUGGAAAAAGGGAGCCUGAAUUCCAGAGGCACUUGAAACUGCCUCUUCCUUCCUCUGUUUACGACAACCAGAUGCUACACGUCUCCGUCUGGCAUAGAGACAAGAAAUAUCGCCGGAGCGAGUUCCUAGGAUGUGUCUCGUUCCCGCUAAAAGAUGCUGUUAAGGCCGACGUGUCCGGGUCCUUCUACCUGCAGCGGCCUGCGCCCGCGCCUCCAUGCGCUAGAGAACUGAGCAAAAUGGCGACCGACAACAUUGAUACUAGCACAGAAGAGAAGGAGAAUUGCAAUGAUAAAGGAGCCCUUAACGGCCCGUCCGGGCAGACGGCGGUGGCGGCCGCCCUCCAGCGCGAGGCAGACGAGCACCUGUUCCUCAGAUACUUGGAGCUGGACCCUCCUGAGGAUGCUGCCGCGCCGAGAAGGGCCCAGAGGAACGGCAGGACUCCUUUCACCACCUCGAGGAAACUGACCCGCGCCACGAACGGCGGUUUCGGCUUCACCGUGGUGUGGACGCGCCCGCCGCGCGUCGAACGCGUCGCCGCUGGCGGUUCGGCCGAACGCGCCGGUCUGCGAGCGGGGGACUACAUCGUGUUCGUCGGAAACAAGAACGUUGUCACGUCGAGUGAGGAUGAAGUCCGAGGGUUGGUCAAAUCCGCCGGUCAAACUCUCCAGCUGGAAACCUUCCGAAGAGUUCCUCAGAACGGCGUAGGGGCGCGUCCUCGCUUAGCACAAGUGACCAAUCCGUUCCCGGAGUCCACGCCCCCGCCCGCGCCGCGCUCCCCCCGCGUCGCCCCCGCGUCGCCCGCGCCCGUCGCUCGACCACCGACCGCCUGCUCGUCUACCAGUCAGAGUCUCGACCGACGCAAACUGCAACUGCCCCAAGUGACGUUCUCGAAAGAGGCUCUCUACCCCCAGGCCCCCACAGCGGACAGCAGAAAACGCGCCCUCCUGGCCGUGGUGGCCCGUGAACAACAUUAUGCCACAUGUCUCCAAUUCGGCUUGGUCCGCUUCGUCUCACCAUUGGCUGAGAGAGCGGACCUCAUCGCGCCUAACGACCAUCAGCUGCUAUUUCAGAACUUAGAAGAGAUUCUAAGGCUAUCCGAGGACAUCCUAGACCAAGUGGUGCAGGAUGACGGGGAGAUCCAAACGUCGACGGUGGUGGCGGUCUACCUGCAGAAGGCGCCUGUGUUCCUCAGCCUGUACAAGAAGUACUGCCUCGGGUUGAAGAGGGCGGACUGUGUACUAGUAAAAAAAUCAAAAGACCCCAGCGGCGCGUUCUCGCGCUUCUGCACCAGCCCUCCGAUCCCACGCCGGAGGCCCGACAUCACCUCCCUGGUCCACAAGCCGCUAGAGCAGUUCCGGGAGCUUCUGAGGCUGAUGAGGGCCGCUGCGGCCUCGGCGGGAGCGGGGCCGUAUGACCAGCUUGAGAAAAAACAGCUGCAAGUUAUUGUGGACCAGUUGCAGAGCGCAUACCAAGACGUAACAGCGGGCUCGGGACUCAUGGGUUUGGCUGGCGACGGCAAGCCGCUGCUCUCCGUUGCCGACCUUGAGAGUAGACUUGUCUUCACUAGGUGUAAGCCCUUCAUUCUAAGCACAACCGGCCGGCAAUGGAUCUUCGGCGGCGAGUUGUCCAGGGUGGAAGGACGCGCCGUCCGUCCGUACUGGGCCCUGCUGUUCAGCGACCUUCUACUCUUCGCCACUGUCUCCAGGGACCGGGUGCUCUUCGUCACGGAGGAGCCGGUGCUGCUGGCUACUGUGUCUGAUGCUCAGUUCAAUCUUAGGAAAAAAGCGACAGAAUUCAGGCUGAUCCUCGGAAGAACAGGGGGAGAAAGCCCUCUCGUCUCCUGCGCUCCUCGCACUCCUGGCCGAACCAGGACAGUGGUGCUACGGGCUCCUUCGAUAGACCUCAAGGCGGUGUGGCAGAGUCUUCUUCAACGUCAGAUAUACCGAGCAAACACGAUGUCCGGCACUCCUCUCGGGUCACCGCUGGACUCGCCGGACCCACAACUCACGUUCUCCCUGGCCACGCUGGACUCACAGCAGCGCCAGACUCGCCGCAGUUCAGCGGAGACGCAUACCGGCGCCGCGAGCGCCACCGAAGGCGCCCGCAGCUCCCGCAGUCGGGGCUCCACGUUGCACCUCCAGAAGUGGAUGACGCAGCUACCAGAGGCCGAAGAGUUGGACCCCCCUGAGCCUGACAUGGAGAUGUGGAGUGUAGAAGAACUGAGGAAGCGGUCAAAAGAACUGAACCUUCUAGAAGUAGCCGAGGUGAUCACGAUGAACGGAGAUAAGAGUUCGCCGAGCGAGAAGAAGGAGACGGACCACAGUCCCUCCAAGAGCAGUAACUCUGGGAGUCAAAUUACAGUCCGCACAAGUCCAGUGGUCGUAGACACGAUUCCGGUCUGCCGUCAGUGCCACAAGAAGUGCCUCUCGAAGCCGAACAGCCCCCUCAUAUCGCAGAAGGAGCCUCCGAAGCCGAAGGAGGCACCUUCCCCGCAAAACUCGUCGAGUAAAAGCCCUACGUGCAGUGCCAACUGUGGUAACAGGAAGCCGAAAACCUUCUCCAUGCACUUAGAGCGUAAAGGUGCUAUCAAGAUACGUCCAGAAGAUGCUCCUAAAGCAGCCAUGAGAGUCAUAGACUCCAUAGAGCAAAGUCAAAGAAUGCUCAAAUCUACGUCCUAUGACCUAAAAACUGAAUCCCCCCUACUUAGCAGAAGUAUUCACUCAACAAACAAGAGCCAACUAGAGUUGAGGAACAAUACUUCUAUUAGAUCCCCUAGUCCUUCCUCUGGCUCUAGAAAUAAUAGCCCUUUAUCCACUAGCCAUACUACUUGUAGCUCGAUGGUGUUCAAUUCUAGCUCUAAUGAUUUAAGAAUGUCUAAUUCUAACAUUUCUAACCAAGUCCAAUGCGUUAUAGCUCAAGAGAGAUACCUUAACGAAGUAAAAUGCGUUGAAAGUGUAACAUUGUCAAAGACAAAAAACAACAACGCAAACUAUCCAUCCCCGGCAAGUAUAAGAAAAGAACAAAUAACAAGACAAAAGGCUGAAAAUGUGCUUAAUAAAGUAUUAGGUAUGAACAUUAUAACUAAGAGAGAAAACGUUGGAACAUGUCUUAAAACGUCAUCGGUGUUUUUAGAUGACGAUUCAGUGCAUGAAGAUGAUGAUUUUAAAAUUGAAAGGGGAUUAAGGCGGUCUCCUAGGAUGGGUAUAUCAGCGGUUACUAAAAUGAACGGUGAUAUAAAUAAAAAGACUGAGGAUGUUAACGCCAAUACGUGUAAUGAUGAUGAUGAUGAUUUGGAGUUGGGCCCUCUCAUGUUGAUGGGGCUGUCUGCGAUCAAUCCAGCGGCGCAUCUCAUGCGAGUUGAGCCUUUUAAAAAGGCGUCUGUGGCCAGCUUAAACGCUAACUCGAGACCGGAAAGUCUGGGGUCCAUAAAAUGUGAAUCCCCGGUCAAUAUUUCGGUGGUGCCGCCGACGCCGGACUACAAUACUGUUGAUAAGACUGAUACCCUAAUAGAUGAAUCUCCCGAAUCGCCGGACGCGCCGGAAGACCUGCCGUACGUGUCACUCAAGAGGUAUGGCACGAUGUCGAGUCUGGAACGGCUGCCGUCCGACGAAACGGAUGACGGAAACGUGAGAACGGAGCCGGAGCCGACGAAGGCGUAUAACACGGUGUCAGGCGCGGCAGGAGGCAUAAUGGGCUGGACGGCCAGAGCAGGCUCCUUCGUGGUGGAGAAGAUGAACAUCUUCAGCUACACGGAGAGCGUCCCCAGCACAGCGCUUGCGCACAAGCAGCCAUCUUUCCUUGAAAGAUGCUUGGGCGUCAGCGAGUGGAAAACAGCGGUGGAGGACGGCACGGCGGAGACGGGUGACGGCAGCGGGGCGAGCGGGGAGGAGGCGUGGGGGACACCCUCGUCGGGCGACCUGUCGGAUAAUCUGCCGGACUCCGAGCACGGCACACUCUCUUCGCCCACGAAGUCCUCAUCAUCGUACGCCGGUGACGACGACACGGAGCUGAUGAUGGACGAGCUCCUCAUGGCGCCCACCAUCACUGGACCCACGACGCUGAGGCCACUGUUACCUAGGGAUAUUUUUAGGAGAAGACUGGAACCCCUGAUGGAAGAGGAAUGCUCGGACAGUGGCAGCGAAGACAACAAACAGACGCCCACCAAUUCGGAAGACCAGGGCAGCGCGCGUGGGCUCGCUGCUGACGGCUGCUCCGACGCGCGCCGGCCGCCCUCUGCUUUAGAGUCAGAAGCAGGGGGCGGGUGUGGCGCGCGGGCUGGCGGGGGCCGAGGUGCCGGCGCGGCCGAUCUGAGCCCAGAUCGGACGCCCACCAACGAGGCGCCCUUACCGCUCUUACAAUCUGCUUCAAGAGAGUAUGCGGAGCGUGCCGCUGCUGGACGCCGGGGCUCAGCCAGCUCAGCAAGCACGCCCUCCACUCUCGAGCGCACCGCCAUCCACAAUAUACCGCACCAAUCUCCAGUAUCGGAGCGUGCGCCGGACCCUCAACCGGAGGAGCGACUCAGCCCCCGCGCAGAGAUGCGGCUCGCUUUGGACCAGGGGACGGAUGUGCUGGCGCAGCAAGAGGCGAGAAAACAGGCUGGCGGGUCAGACCCCUGGUCGUUUCGCGCGGCAUGUCAGCGGUCGCUGCUACGUCGGGUGGCGAGCGCGGACGCUGUGACGCUCUGCCGCGCUCAAACCCGCCGCACCGCGCCGCAUACUACUUCGCGCAAUUCUGUAUAUGCCUGGAAAGUUCCAGAAAGCGAGAAACUUUCGGAGAUGGAGCAACUGGCGCGAGUGGAAGCUCAGACGAUGCGUUCGCGGACGCGCUCUCUAUGCCAGAACGGGAAGAUAUUGGGUUUCCUCCGCCGCCGAGCCUCCUCCGAUAGCCCUCGUCGGGAGCCCCUGCUGCUCGGUACUCGCCCCUUCUCCCCCCGACGAUCUACAGAGAAGCAAUUCGAGAAAAGGUUUUGGAAACAAGUCACUAGAAGACGACAGUCCCUAGGCUCCGUUAGCCAAAUAUGAACGUAAUUAUGCAAAACUACUAGUAUGGUUUAUAAAAAGUGUUCAUGUUAUAGAUUUAGUGUUGACAUUGAACAUUAUAUGUCAAAAGUGAUUUUCAAUGCGGUUAUGCUGUACCUGGGAGUGAAAUAAAACAUCAUCACUUCAUGAAUUUAACACAGGCGAGAAAAUCAGCGAGAAAUAGUUACAUUUUUUGCUGUCUCACAUUGCAUUGUCAUCUUCACUAGUCAUUAACAUGGAAAAAUGCCUUUAAAGUGAGUCCGGUAGAAAUAACUAAAUUAUUAGGUAAUAUGAUUAUUCAUAUGAAUGUAGCACAAGUUGUCAUUGUCAUAUAACAAUUGUCAUGUUGGUAUAAUACAAGCGUACAGUGAAAAAUCGUUAAAUCCAAGUUUUUCGAUUAAUCGAGCAUGCUAUAUACAUAAGUUGAGGUCGUGUUUAAUUUACCGAUUCUCUGCCUUAUUGUCUAAAUUUAAGUGUAGUGUAAAUUGAUUGGUAACUAUCAAUUAACUCAACUUAAAGAAGCAUCUAUCAAACAAGUCCGCACACGAAGCGUAGUCGUGGUAUAGCGUCAUGACGACAAGAGUUUGAAUGCAAACAGAACGAUCACGCUUACGUGACGCUGGUGCCCUAAACACUACGCCUCUCUAAAAAGGCCACGAUGAUGCAACGCUCACACCUACGCCUCGUGUGCUGAGGGCCUUAAGAAAUAUAAUAUUCAGACACAAACAUCAGUUUCAUGUAACAACUGUAAAGUUUCCAUAUAUAGAACAAUUAUGUGGCUAUUAACAAUUAUACCGCUCAACACAAGCUUGUUUAAUUGUAUGGUGAGUAGAAUAAUUCUACGGAGAUUGUAAAGGCUAAGAGGUAUUAAGGAUACUGUUGCCAGAUGACAUGCCAAAUAGAGACGCAUGGGACCCGUCUACCUAACUCAUAUCUUAGAUAGAAUCUAAUGUUAGUCAGUGAUCCUCUAUUUUAUCUACAUUGAGAUUAACUAUUGAAAUCAAUCACCCCCAGCGUGUUGUUAGUCAUCAGAAUUCAUCUACUUAAAGUUCUAAAAUGCAGUAGACAUUCGGUUACAGAUAAAGUUACAUAUGUAUGUAUGUAUAAAUUAUAUGUUGCUGUGUAUGUACUGAAUGUGGAACAAAUGGCAUUGCAGGAGAAUCGUGCUAUAACUACAGGAACCUUAAUCGUUUGUAAAUAUUUAUAACUAAUAACUUAAUAAGAUUAUUGUGUUUAUGUAGAUAAGUGUAAAUUAUUACAUAUUAUUAAAAUGUUCGUUGAAAUACAAGUAAAAAUAUUACUUGAAAAUAAGCUGUUUGUACUAUAUUAGGAAGUUAUUCUUCUGUAUUUUAUUUGAAUAACAUAUGUCAUAUGCAACAACUUACCUAAACCAAAAACCACAACCAUAGUGGACUACGUACAUAUGUAGUUACGAAUAAAAAAGUAGUUGUGAUUAUAUGUAACUUCCUCGUUAUUGUGGUUAAAAUAGGAUCACUGACUUAUGUAACAUAAAUUUAUAGAUUAUUUGGGCUAUUUGUAGAUGUAAAUAUGUCAAAAAGUACGGUUUAAUGUUUCUCAACUGUACAUAGUUAAAUGUAUUUAGAAUUUUAACGCUAUUUUUUAUUAUUGCUUGAUAUAGAUAUUAUAGAUGUACCUACUAUUAUCUAAGUGUUUUAUCUAUUUUAAAAUUUACGCUCUAAGUAUUGACCUUUGCUGUUUCCUAAUCACUAAGAAGUUUUUGUGAAAUGGUGUUUUAGCUUGAACAUGUUUAAAUCAUUACUAAACAUAAACAUUAAACAGUCUGAAAUCUGAAAAGAAUAGAAAACGAAUAUUUACUGCGUAAAGCUAUGUUGAGUACCUGCACCAAGUAUGCACAUCAUCUUUUCUGUCUUUUAAAUAUGUAUACCUCAGUUAUUUAAGGAGUUCGUAUGAAGAAGUACUUAAAAAUGUCGCUAAAACACCAAUUUUUAAGCAUAAUGUUACCUAUAUAUCACCCAUUGUUUACCUAAUAACAUACUUGUUUAAUCGUUUUAUUGUACCAUUAUCACCAACACAAUUGUUGUCGUGUGCAAUUCGUGGUACCUAUUGUAAAAACAGUAGAACACAAUAAUACACCAAUUUUACCGGAGGUAUAUGUUAAAUGUAUAUUUGUCAGUGAUAUUUGUUCAUCUAGUAUAUUUAAAUAAGCCGCGAAUCGCACACUAUGUUGUAUUUUAAUACGUCCAUUUUAAUCGUUAUCAUUCUGCUUAUUAAUUUUAAACUAAACUCAGGUUCGAAAGUAAUUGUUUAAUAGAAAAAAUAUGGUAGGUAAAAUUUUAAUUACAUAGACAACCAGCUUUGUAACACAAGUUAAAUGUAUUUGGAAUCGUGUUAAUUCGAAGCAUACAAUACACCUACAGCGAUUUUUCUUCAGGCAAAGUGUGACUUAUUGUCUUAGUACCAUCGUGGUUGAAUUUAAGCAUAUAUGUAACUCGCAAUAUAUCAAUGUUAUUGUCAUUUGAAUGUUGUAUUGAAACCAGUAACAGUUAGAUGCCACAGUUUUUGUUCCCAAUGUAGAAAAGAUAUUUUUCUGCCGUGGUUGCUGAUAAAUGUGAUAACUAAAGUCAGUACUUGUUGAAUGUGAUAUGAAUGUGAUAUUUCCCGUGCUUAAAGGUCAGUCUGCUGGCAAAUAUGAAAGAUACAAAUCGGUACCUUAAAACCACCCAACUACAUUAUGAAAGCUCCCAUAGUCCAAAAUUAAGUCCAUAUCUUUGUUCAGCUAUGACUAAUAUUUAAAUUUCUCAAUCGUAAGACAAAAUAAUAUAUAUGUUCAUAAAUAGUAGAUAAACUCAGACAACACCAAAGAGAAGAUUGGCAUUGAUACUUGAUUUUGAUUACGUAUUAAACUUGUGAACCAAAGCUGUAGUACUGGACUGUGGAUGGAUGGUUUUACGGUAGAUACAUAGACAAGUUAUCAGGAAAUUUUCUUUUCAAUUGAAGUUAUAGAGCAGCGGUCCUGGUUUAAUGGAUUUCUCCAGACAGACAAAAGAAGUGGCAUCUAGUAUUUUAUCAGAAUAUUACUACAAACCUAUUUAUUGCUAAUCCGAAACUUAUAGCUCCAUUUGACAAUUGGGUUGUGAUCUAGCUUUAACUGUGGCGUACCCUGCGUUAUAUUUAUUCUCGUUUCACUACAUAUUAACAAUUUCAUCAGUUGUGUGUGUACAUUUCAUAGUUUAAGGUACUUAGCGAGCACCGUCAAAAAUAUGACCAAUUGUCAUUUUCACGUAAUAAUUGUCAUGUUGACAAAAUGCUCCAAUUUCACUAGGCACAUAUUUCAUCAACUUGACAAUUGACAUCCGACACUGACUAUGUCCUGUCAUGGUUCAGUAAGUAUCGACAGGAUACGUAGAGUCCAUGUAUACCCCAUACAACCAUUUCUAGUCGCCGUUACGACGCGGUGUUGACACAUCUUGUGUCGACACCGUCUGUUUCGGUCACAAUUCCAGUCGCAGAGUCGUCGCCGUGUCGACACAGUUACCAGAAAUGGGGAAGGGUCGACACAUGACACAAAGUGACAUAAAGUGUGGUCGCCGUGUGCACACAUUGUUUCGGGUUUGCGACUACUUUAUGCCAAAAUCAUUCGUUCAUUCGUUCAUUUCGUUCCUGUCAAAUGGAAACUGUCAGAUGGAAAAAUGCUUAAAUAAAAAUAAGUGACAUUAAUACGCCAUCUCUAAAACGGAUUACAAGACGUAAUUAUAUAUUGUUUGCAUUUAUAUUACAAUAGGACUUAAAUUAUUAUGGGGAAUUAAACUGCUCGAGUGAUUUGAUAAACUAAGUGUAAUAUAAUCAACGCGCCACCACAUUGUUUUAGUUUAGCCGGAAAUGAAAUUGUUUACUUCUCAGUGCCUGUGUUCAUAACUAUAUUAUUUGAUGCAUUUUUAGUACUUCGAUGCGUAUACUAUACUUAAAUAACAGAAAUAACGCUUUACAUACUACGAAACUUGUUAAUUAUGAUGUAUAAAUAUGGUUUAAGGCUGAGAAAUAUUGCAGUCACAAAGUAGUCGCAAAUGUUUCGACUUUGUGUCGACUCUGUGUUGACACAUGACACGCGCUGUCAAAAGUAAUAACAAAGUUACUGGAUUUGCAAAAUGGCUCCUUGUGUUCAUUCGUUUUCAGAUAUUCUCAAAGUGUAAGAGCCAUGCCGUGGAAUAAAAAAAAGUUAAUCCUCAUAUUUUAAUCGCGAUUAAUUUAGUCGACCUAACAUAGAUUGAAAUUGCAUUAAUCUGAAUAUUAAUCGAAUAAAUUAUCGAUUAAAUCUCGAUUGAAAGUUGACAGGGGGACAUAUUUGUACGUAAAUGGAAUAGAAUUUGCAUGUAAAUAUUUCCCACCUUUUCGGGGCGGGGACAAAUGGGAACACACAAUUUUUGGAUGUAUUCCCAUUUAUUCCCGCAGGGAACAGAUGGAAUAGGAUUUGAAAGUAAAUAUUUCCCAUUUUUUCCCCCCUUAUCGGGCUGGGGACAAAUGGGAACACACAAUUUUCGGAUGUAAUCCCAUUUAUCAUUUAUCCUCGCAGGAAACAGAUGGAAUAAGAUUUGCAUGUAAAUAUUUCCCAUUUAUUCCACCUUAUCGGGGUGGGGACAAAUGGGAACACACAAU
Cydia fagiglandana is the source of this 12229-nucleotide messenger RNA. RefSeq lists its product as uncharacterized. The record is from RefSeq and is a predicted model, not a curated record. Lineage: Eukaryota; Metazoa; Arthropoda; Insecta; Lepidoptera; Tortricidae. Gene Ontology annotation, molecular function: protein binding; guanyl-nucleotide exchange factor activity. Bases 149 to 7597 code for a protein of 2482 amino acids. Gene Ontology annotation, cellular component: plasma membrane; nucleus. The transcript has 33 exons.